Messenger RNA from Betta splendens (Siamese fighting fish), 1703 nucleotides. RefSeq names its product synaptosome associated protein 29 (gene snap29). Gene Ontology annotation, molecular function: syntaxin binding; SNAP receptor activity. Lineage: Eukaryota; Metazoa; Chordata; Actinopteri; Anabantiformes; Osphronemidae. The coding region runs from base 145 to 930 and encodes 261 amino acids. Gene Ontology annotation, cellular component: SNARE complex; plasma membrane. The record is from RefSeq and is a predicted model, not a curated record. The transcript has 6 exons. Gene Ontology annotation, biological process: exocytosis; synaptic vesicle priming; synaptic vesicle fusion to presynaptic active zone membrane.
UGUAAAAAGGAGCUUAGCGUCAUCGUAUGCGUUUUGGUUGCGCAGUACCGGUCGUUGAGGCGUGACGUAGCUACGUCAGCAAACGUGAUCGGAAGUCUCCCACAGUCAGCUGAGUAACAACAACGCCAACGUCUCCGAGCAAAGAUGGCCUACCCCAUGUCCCACAACCCAUUUGCAGAUGACGAUGAGGAGGAGGAUUACAAGCCUAAAAAAAGUGGGUUUGAUGAGGACGAUGUUGAUAGUGGGCUGAGCGAUGCAGAGAGGAGGCAGAGGUACCUCCAGCAGGAAGUGAUGCGUACGGCUCAGUCUGCUGUGGACAGCAGCUAUCGCUCCCUUGGCGUCAUCUACGACUCAGAGAAGAUGGGUAUGGAAACCGCAGAGGAGCUGAUGCGUCAGGGUGAGGCACUAAAGAGGACAGACAAGAUGCUGGACAACAUGGAUCAGGACCUGAAGACCAGCCAAAGGCACAUUACCAGUAUAAAGAGCGUGUGGGGCGGCCUUGUCAACUACUUCAGGGGCAAGCCAGAGACAAAGCUUCCGCCCGAGCAGCCGAGUCCGGCCUAUCAGGCCAACGAUAGAUUACAGAGUGCUUUGUCCAGCAGCAGGGAACAUGGAGAUAAGUACCAAGCCAGCCACCCUAACCUACGGAGGUUGGAGACAGGAGGAUUCGGAGCUAUGGCAACAGUAGACGACAGCUCGUCUAGACCGAAUGGACAUCCUCAGAACAAAUACCUUAAGGACGCUCACCAGACCUUGGACAAUAAUUUAGAUGAGAUGUGUGACGGACUCAGAAGACUGAAGAACAUUGGCCUUGGUCUCCAAUCUGAAAUUGAGGACCAGGACGACUCCAUUGAUUCUUUGCUAAAUAAGGUGGACAAAAUGGACGUAAAGAUCCACAACACAAACCAACAAAUUAAAAACCUUAAAUGAAACCAACAUUUGACCUCACCGUGAUGACACUAAGACAAGCAAACAUAGUCACACUUCUCUUUCUUGAUGGCCAUCAUCAAAUUAUCUCGUUCUUUGAUUAAGUUCUUUUUCUGUUACAUGUAACUGUCAGAUAAACAGGUUAAUGCUUUUUUUCUGUCCUCAAAAAAUUCUUGAACAUCCGGAAAAGUAAUUUCCCAUUUAUUCAUGGUUCAGAUGUUUCAGAUUGCCCAGGUCCUUCCAACAUACACAUGAGGACUACAGAUUUGUGUCUUACCUUCAUUUUGCACAUAUCUUGAAGAAGAAGCAUUUUUAAUGGUCACUGAAAAUUCAAGAACAUGGCAUUUGUAUGAAUUAGAAUGUGUUUCUGUGAGUGUCCCUAUAACUUGGAUUCCUUGACCUCCAGAGAAGUUUCAAAGUCAAGUAUAUGUCAAACUGCCUUUGCCUUACAUGUGAUAAGUUUAUUACUACAGAGGAGCAGCUAUCCAUCUCGUUCCAGGGCUUUGUGUUCACUUGUACAUUUCAUCGGGUACAAAUUCACUUAUUUUGUUCCUGUUCACAUUGUAAUGGGUCAAUGAAUGCAAAAUGUGAUUGAGUGAAUUAUACAGCGUACAUAAUGUGAUUCCUUAUAAGAGAUUAAAAAUGUUGAUGUACCAGGUUCUUUUAACGGGAUCAGGGAAACAAAUGUGAUUAGUGGUCACAGGGUUUCAUUUUUGUUGGGUAUUUUGUGUAUUCUACAGAAAACUACACCUGCAAAUUAAACAUUUAUGAGAAGA